This is a messenger RNA of Fusarium keratoplasticum, 1071 nucleotides long. Its product is annotated as MARVEL domain-containing protein. Gene Ontology annotation, cellular component: membrane. The transcript has 3 exons. The coding region runs from base 1 to 1071 and encodes 356 amino acids. Lineage: Eukaryota; Fungi; Ascomycota; Sordariomycetes; Hypocreales; Nectriaceae. The record is from RefSeq and is a predicted model, not a curated record.
AUGGAGCAACCCGUGGAAAAGCCCCGGGGCGAUCACGUCCUUCACACUCCCCUCUGGAUCAUGAUCAUCCGCGGCUUCCAAUUCCUCAUCUCCCUCAUCAUCGUCGGUCUCUGCGGUCGCAUGAUUCACGACGCCUACCUCGACGAAGAAGGUUUCUCCCUCGCCGUUUCUAUCCUUACUUGGCUUGCAGUCGCCUACGUCGUCUUCACCGAAAAGAUUCCCAGCCUUCGCGGCGCAUACCACAUCCUCGCUGUCCUCAUCGUCGAUGGGCUUCUCAUCAUUCUUUGGCUUGCUGCUUGGGCUGCUACUGCUUCGCGUCGGUCCAAGUAUGUCGUGCCCGUCACUGUGGGCGACUGCUACGAUGAUGGAAGUGUCGUCAACAGCAAGAGCUGCGAUGUCAUCUUUAAGCGUGCUGUUCACACUAAGCGCGAUGUCAUCCUUACAAAGAUUGGUCUUGCCAUGUUGUCUUCUAUCGCUGGACUAGGCGCUCUCGUUUGGGUCCUCUUCAUCGCCACCUUUGUCUGGACUCUUCUCAUGUUCCUUCGCGGUCGUAAGGAAGGUCGCUUCGCCGUGGGCGGCUCCGGCACCGGAACCCCUACCGACAACUACCAGAUGGAAACCAAGAUUUCCGAGGCCCAGCCCAUGAACGCUCCUCCUCAGCAGUUCCAGGGCCAGCCUCAGCCUCAACAGUUUCAGCAGCCUGUUCCCAACGGCCAGUUUGCUCCCCAGCAGCAGCAGCCGCAGUUCUCUCCCCAGCCUACUCCCGCUCCGGCCUACCAGCAGGCCCCCUUCCAACAGCCCCAGAGCCCCUACCAGCAGCAGGGUGCUUAUCCUCCUCCUCAGGCUCCGUACUCUCCCCAGGAUCAGCAGCAACAACAGCAGUUCCAGGGCCAGCCUACAUACGGACAGUUCCCCCAACAGCAGCCCCAGCAGCAGGCUCCCUACCAACAGCCCGCCCCUCCUCAGACCUAUGGAAGUGAGCUCGACGGCCAGAACCAGUACACUGCUCCUCCUCCUGCCGUAUCGCCACCUCCUCAGCAGUAUCAGCAACAGUCUUAUGCUCCACAGUGA